Penicillium crustosum is the source of this 1629-nucleotide messenger RNA. RefSeq names its product cytochrome P450. Bases 1 to 1629 code for a protein of 542 amino acids. The transcript is spliced from 6 exons. NCBI's taxonomy places the organism in Eukaryota, Fungi, Ascomycota, Eurotiomycetes, Eurotiales, Aspergillaceae. Gene Ontology annotation, molecular function: heme binding; monooxygenase activity; iron ion binding. The record is from RefSeq and is a predicted model, not a curated record.
AUGACCGGCCUACCCUUCUGGCCCCUCGUUGGGGUGUUGGUUGUAGUGCUCUAUCUCCUUCGACGACCACCGGCUUCCAGUUUGAGACAUGUCCCAACUGUCAGGUACAAUGCCUAUUUACCGGAUUUCAUCAAUCGAUUCAUCUACUACCCCAAAGCUGCCUCGAUGAUUAGUGAAGGAUAUGAAAAGUACAAGGAUACUCCAUUUCGCCUGCUCACCGGUGACGGGGAAGUAAUCGUCUUGCCAGUGAAAUAUCAGGAUGAACUGAGGCAUCUUCCUCCUUCGAAACUCAGUUCUCUACAUGCCCAAUAUGAAAACGCAUUGGGUCAAUAUACCAACAUCAUCAUCAAUACUCUUUUACCUUCUAUGACUGUGCGGAAAAAGUUGACACCAAGUCUAAGCCGUGUUGUUCCCGGUAUCAUCGACGAGCUACGAGCAGCAUUCGACACUGCCCUCCCAGGAUGUGAAGGCGAAUACUCAGAUACUGACAGAGACGUACCGAACACAGACGCCUGGAUUCGAAUCAACCCAUGCGAGAUGUUCACCCGACUAAUCGCCCUCUCGACAUCCCGCAUGAUGGCCGGCGACGUCCUCCGCAGAAACAAAGAAUGGCUGAACGUCGCAAGCAACUACGCCGUGAAUGUGGGAAUCACCAUUCUCCUCCUCCGUCCAGUUCCCAAAUACCUCCGUCCCAUCGUAGCGCCUUUCCUCCCCAGCGUCCGGACAAUGAGGAAGCAGUUGCGCUAUGCGAAAGACAUCUUCAUUCCGAUGGUUCAUGAGCGCAGGCUGGCAGAACAGGCUAAAGAUCCUAACUACAUAAAGCCAGACGACUUCUUGCAGUGGAUGAUGGAUCUGGGUGGAGAAAGGGACGAGGAACUCGAACCGGAAACACUGGCGCAUCACAUGCUGCUUUUGGUUACACUGGCAGUUACGCACACAAGCACGAUGGCUUUGUGUCACUGUCUCUUUGAUUUAGUUACUAGACCCGAAUACGUUGAGCCUCUGCGCGAAGAAAUGUGCCGAACUCUACCUGAUGGCUGGUACAAUGCGACUCAGGCAGCGCUUAAGGACCAGUCUCGUUUGGACAGCUUCCUGCGCGAAUCUCAACGGUUUGCUCCGCCUGGUGAAUUGAACUUCCACCGUAUCGUCAAAGAACCCAUCACACUCCAUGACGGCCUCGUUCUUCCGGUAGAAACACAUGUCUGUUUCCCUGCCGGUCCGAUUAGCAAAGACGCCGCCUUCAUCAAAAACCCAAUGGUCUUCGACGGGUUCCGCUGGUGUCAUGACCCCCGGGACCGAUUUGUUCUCACUCCUGAACCCGCAAGGUCAGAUGCGAUGGCGAACGGUGCUGGCGAGGAUAUGCACGUCCAGAAGCUCAUGCCGGGCGCCCAUUUCGUUUCUAUCACCAAUACUAACAUGCAUUUCGGGUACGGCCUCCAGGCAUGUCCUGGUCGGUUCUUCGCGGCAAAUACUCUGAAGGCGAUCUUGAGUCGCAUCAUCCUUGACUACGAGUUCAAGUUUCUUCACGAUCUGGAUGGGAAGAGACCCCGCAACCUUGUAGUUGGGGAGCAUAUUCUUCCGAAUAUGACCACUGAGAUGCUGUUCCGGAAAAGGCCUAUUGGGCUUUGA